Molecule: messenger RNA, 5664 nt
Organism: Zalophus californianus (California sea lion)
Lineage: Eukaryota; Metazoa; Chordata; Mammalia; Carnivora; Otariidae
Gene: TMEM131L
Product: transmembrane 131 like
Exons: 35
Coding region: 1-4827 (1608 amino acids)
Cellular component (GO): membrane
Source: RefSeq, a predicted model, not a curated record
AUGGCGGGGCUCCGACGCCCGCAGCCGGGCUGCUACAGCCGCACUACCGCGGCCGUGAACCUCCUGCUGGGCGUCUUCCAGGUCCUCCUGCCCUGCUGUCGCCCGGGAGGGGCUCAGGGACAAGCGAUUGAGCCCUUGCCCAACGUGGUGGAGCUGUGGCAGGCAGAAGAAGGGGAACUCCUGCUGCCCACUCAGGGUGAUUCCGAAGAGAAUAUGGAGGAGCAUUCUCAAGAACAGAGCUUCUCAGACAAACUAUUUAGUGGAAAGGGCUUACAUUUUCAGCCAUCAGUUCUAGAUUUUGGAAUUCAGUUCCUGGGUCACCCUGCAGCAAAGAUUCUCUAUGCUUAUAACCCUAGUAGGGAUAGUGAGGUCGUGGUGAAUUCAGUGUUUACAGCUGCUAGACAUUUUCAUGUGCCUCCUGUUCAUUGCAGGGUAAUUCCAGCAAUGGGGAAAACAUCCUUCAGAAUUAUUUUCUUACCUACUGAAGAAGGAAGCAUUGAAAGUUCUUUAUUUAUUAAUACCUCCUCGUAUGGAGUCCUUCCCUAUCAUGUAUCUGGAAUUGGCACUCGAAGAAUCUCUACAGAAGGGUCUGCAAAGCAGCUACCAAAUACUUACUUUCUGCUUCCACAGGUCCAGAGCAUUCAGCUUUCACAAACACAGGCAGAAACCACUAAUACUAGCCUCUUGCAAGUGCAACUGGAAUGCAGUUUACAUAAUAAAGUGUGUCAGCAGUUAAAGAGUUGUUAUAUGGAAUCUGAUGAUGUUUUACGGCUACAAAUGAGCAUAAUUGUGACCAUGGAAAACUCCUCAAAAGAAUUUGAAGAAAACACACAAGAUUUGUUAGAUCAUCUUUCUAUUAUUUAUGUAGCUACAGAUAAAUCUGAGACCUCAGAUGAUUCGGCAGUAAAUAUGUAUAUAUUACAUUCAGGAAACAGCCUUAUUUGGAUACAGGAUGUACAUCAUUUCUCACAGAGAGAUGCUCUGUCCCUGCAGUUUGAACCAGUCCUCCUACCUACUUCUACGACAAACUUUACAAAAAUCGCCUCUUUCACUUGCAAAGCUACGUCAUGUGACAGUGGGAUUAAAGAAGACACGAAGAAAAUAAAAAACACUUCAACACUAAAAGCAUGUCUCUCCUCUCCUGUGGUUCAAGGGUAUUUUAGAAUGGACUCCUCUGCAGCCCAGUUUCACAUAGAGACUCAUGAGAACACAUCAGGAGUUUGGUCAGUGUGGUACCUCAACCAUUUCGACCGUGGCGUUGUAUUACAGGAUGUGUUUGUUUCCAAGGAAACCAAGCACAUUUUAAAGAUUCUGAAUUUCACUGGCCCUUUAUUUCUACCUCCAGGCUGUUGGAAUAUAUUUUCUUUGAAACUUGCUGUUAAAGACAUUGCCAUAAACCUAUUCACCAAUGUAUUUUUGACUACAAACAUAGGUGCCGUUUUUGCAAUACCUCUACAGAUUUACUCAGCCCCAACCAAGGAAGGGAGUCUGGGUUUUGAAGUGAUAGCACAUUGUGGCAUGCAUUAUUUCAUGGGAAAAUCAAAAACAGAAAAUCCUAAUUGGGAAGGGAGUCUUUCUCUGGAUUGGUCUACCUGGGACGUGGAUUCAGAACUUGCCAAUAAAUUGUAUGAAAGAUGGAAGAAAUUUAAAACUGGUGACGGCUGCAAGAGGACUGUUUUAGGAGUGACACGGUUUGGUCGCUUGAAGAAAUCCAAGGAGUCGGAAUCCUUUGUUUUCUUUCUGCCUCGUUUGAUUGCAGAGCCCGGCCUGGUGUUGAACUUCAGCGCAACUGCCCUGAGGAGCAGCGUGGUGAAGUACUUUGUGGUGAAGAACCCUUCCUCUUGGCCAGUCUCCAUGCAGCUUCUGCCUCUCUCCUUGUACCCCAAGCCUGAGUCUGCAGUGCGCCUGCUGCAAAAAUGGUUUGGCACCGAUAUGCAGAUGAUUAAUUUCACAACUGGUGAAUUCCAGCUCACCCAAGCUUGCCCUUACCGGGGCAUGCAUUCUGAGGAGUCCAGGUUUGGCAUCCUCCACUUACAUUUGCAGCCUCUGGAGGUGAAAAGGGUCGGUGUGGUUUUCACGCCAGCUGACUACGGGAAGGUUACGUCACUCAUACUAAUCCGGAAUAACUUGACGGUUAUUGACAUGAUUGCCGUGGAAGGGUUUGGAGCCAGAGAGUUACUGAAAGUGGGCGGAAGGCUUCCUGGCGCAGGAGGUUCACUCCGAUUCAAGGUGCCUGAGUCCACGCUGAUGGACUGCCGACGACAACUGAAAGACAGCAAGCAAAUUUUAUCUAUUACAAAGAACUUUAAAGUUGAGAAUAUUGGACCACUUCCUAUAACUGUGACAUCUUUGAAAAUUAAUGGGUAUAAUUGCCAAGGUUAUGGAUUCGAAGUGCUAGAUUGUCAUCAAUUUUCCCUGGCCCCAAACACAUCCCGGGAUAUCAGCAUCGUGUUUACUCCAGACUUUACCUCUUCCUGGGUCAUUCGAGAGCUGACUCUCGUAACUGCAGCAGACCUGGAGUUUCACUUCACUCUCAAUGUGACCCUCCCCCAUCACCUCUUGCCUUUGUGUGCAGACGUGGUUCCAGGACCCAGCUGGGAGGAGUCGUUUUGGAGGCUUACAGUCUUCUUUGUCAGUUUGUCCCUGUUGGGUGUGAUUUUAAUAGCCUUCCAACAAGCACAGUACAUUCUUAUGGAAUUCAUGAAAACAAGACAGAGGCAAAAUGCUAGCUCAUCUUCACAGCAAAACAAUAAUCCGAUGGAUGUAAUUAGCUCCCAUUCUCACAAAAGCAAUUGUAAGAACUUCCUCGAUACCUAUGGCCCCUCCGAUAAAGGCAGAGGGAAAAGCUGCCUUCCAGUAAACACUCCACAAAGCAGGAUACAGAACACCCCAAAGAGGAGCCCAGCUACCUACGGUCAUUCUCAGAAGAAGCAUAAGUGCUCAGUGUAUUACAGCAAACACAAAACCAGCCCAUCUGUCACCAGCAGUGCUAACACUACUGCUGAGGAGAAACAGACUCCGGCCCCGAGCAGCUCCCUGUCUGCUCCUAAAGAGGACGUGUGCACUGAUGUUAUGGGCGAGAACUGGGUCAACCUCAGAUACGCAAACGGCAUCAAUGUUGACCUGCAAAAGAAUUUAACCCUUUCCAAAAACUUACUGAAUAAAGAAGAAAACACACUGAAAAACACAAUUAUUGUCAAUAAUACUUCUUCAGAAUGUCAUAUGAAGGAGGGAAUACAGACAUGUAUGUUUCCUAAGGAAACGGACAUUAAAAUUUCAGAAAACAUAGCUGAGCUCAAGGAACGAGAGCUCUGUCCCCUGAAGACCUCUAAGAAACUACCUGAAAAUCACUUGCCAAGAAAUUCACCUCAGUACCAGUCAGACUUGCCAGAGAUUUCCAGGAAAAAUAAUGGGAAUAACCAGCAAGUGCCUGUCAAGAAUGAAGUAGACAACUGUGAAACUUUGAAGAAGGUUGACACAAAGUCUUCCUCGGAAAAGAAGAUUCACAAAGCAUCUAAAGAAGACAUUUGUUUUGAGAAGCAGGAUGUACCUUCAGUCGAGCAAGAAGAUCCUUAUAGGAAGAAGAAGCUUCAGGAGAAAAAAGAAGGAAAUUUACAAAAUUUAAGUUGGAAUAAAAAUCGAACGUGUCGUAAAAACAAGAAACGGGGUGCUGCUCAGGUCUUGAGGCCCUCUGAACAGAGUGAAUUAAAACUUGUGUGCAGUGAAUUUGAAAGGUCCGAGCUGAGCAGUGACAUCGAUGUCAGAAACUGGUGUAUACAGGAAAAUCCUGGGGAAAUUUGUAAGACCGAUGCUGGCGUUGGAAGCAGCUUACCUGCUGCACAGGGAGAGGCGGAGGGCUACUACCCGAAGCCCAGGGAGAAGUGCAUGGAGAAGUCCUGCUCUGAUUCCAGCUCGGACUGCGGCAGCUCCUCGGGCAGCGUGCGGGCCAGCCGGGGCAGCUGGGGCAGCUGGAGCAGCAGUAGCUCCGACGGGGACAAGAAGCCCGUGGCGGGCCCUCAGCACUUCCUGCCGGCCGGAGACAGUGUUUCACAAAAUGACUUUUCUUCAGAAACUCCCAUCUCCUUGAAUCUUUCUCAUAACAUCUGCAAUUCCACAAACAUGAAUAACCUCCCACAAUAUGCAGAACCUCCCUGUCCCAGCCUUCCUGCCGGGCCCCCAGGUGUUGAAGAAGAUAAAGGUCUUUACCCACCUGGAGACCUGUGGCCCACGCGGCCCGUGUGUGUGACCAGCAGCUUCAGCUGCGCUGUGGAGAGCAGCAUGCCUGGCGUGAUGCAGGGCCCGGCCCCCGUGCAUAAUAGCAGCUUCAUUGACUGGAGCACAGCCUGUGAAGGCCAGUUCCCCAGCGUGUACUGUCCGUUGGAACUGAACGAUUAUAAUGCCUUUCCGGAAGAAAACAUGAAUUACCCCAAUGGCUUCCCUUGUCCUGCCGAAAUUCAGACAGACUUUAUGGAUCACAACUCUCCAUCUACCUGGAGCCCCCCGCCCAACAUGCCGACUGCCUGGGGACAUGCAGGUCUCCUCAAUUCUCCGCCCUACCUCACAAGCACCCGAAGCUUGUCUCCAAUGUCUGGACUUUUUGGUUCCAUCUGGGCCCCGCAGAGUGAUGUAUACGAAGGUUGCUGCCCCAUCAAUCCCACCACGGAACAUUCGACUCACAUGGAAAACCAGGCUGUCAUGUGCAAGGAAUACUACCCAGGGUUUAACCCGUUUCGUGCCUAUAUGAACCUGGACAUAUGGACUACCACAGCAAAUAGGAAUGCAAGCUUCCCACUGUCUAGAGACUCAAGCUACUGUGGGAAUGUGUGAAAAGAAUUUGAUUUUUAAACAAUGUGAAUAAAGAGGCUUGUGUUUUGAUUACUAGCGUAAACUGGUUGUUGAGAUAGAUUAUGACAUUGGUGGAUAUUUUGGCACUUUUAUAUGAAAAUAAAUUUUUUUAAUGAAGUCUGGGUGCUCUAUUUUUUUUUAACCCAUUACAAAUCACUGGUAGAAACUUAAGCAUCCAUAUGUCAUCACUUCUUCGUAAAUGAAGAAGUGUGUCAGACAUGCCAAGUGUUUUAAAUUGGAACACGGGGUACUUCUAAGAAGGUAAGAGUUGAGAAAGGAGGGGCUGCUAUGGUUGUCCCCUCCUUGGGCAUCAGAAUCCUCCCUGCCCUCCCCCGGGGAACUUCAAAAAUGACCUUCAUCGGGUGACAUUCCCAGAGAUUCUGACUGAGCUGACCCGUGGCUCAGACCGUCGGGAUUCUGCUUCAGGUUCUCCACGGACUGUAAGUGCAGCCGGUGUUGCGAUGCCCAGCUGAGCAGCCCGCUCCCUUGCCUGGACAGACGGUGCUCAGGGUGGAAGGGUGGCUCUUUCCGGUCCCGGCGGUCGCAGCUGCUGGGCGAAGCCGAGAGCCUAGCUGCGCUCUGCCUGUUCAGGAGCACAAGAGUGUUCCCUGCCCUCUGUCCUGCCUGUGUGGGGGCAACAGCAGCAGUGGGGACAUUCUGGCAAGUGUUUGGUUUCCCCUGGGCGAGCGGGCUUACUCCAAAUACAAAACCUCGGGGGAGUUAGGUAGCCAAAGCAUGUUUGCCAGACCAGUUUGUAUCUGCUUGUCAGUGACUUUAGAAAGCCAUGAGAUAGUGGAAGUAUCUAUGUGCAUGUUUAAA